Molecule: messenger RNA, 5152 nt
Organism: Astyanax mexicanus (Mexican tetra)
Lineage: Eukaryota; Metazoa; Chordata; Actinopteri; Characiformes; Acestrorhamphidae
Gene: cep78
Product: centrosomal protein 78
Exons: 16
Coding region: 705-2912 (735 amino acids)
Cellular component (GO): centrosome
Molecular function (GO): protein binding
Source: RefSeq, a predicted model, not a curated record
AUUCAGACACAGGCUGUGUGUGUAGUUCUCCUGUCCGCUAGCCGGCGGUAGGAGCUGCUGUAGCUCUCUCCUCUUCUCCCUGAAGAACGAGGUGUUCAUGUUUUCAAACAGCAGCCGCGGAUCCACUUCUACACCAACCUGCACCCUCCCUCCCUCUCUCUCCCUGGAGGCGGUUGGUGGGGAUACAGCAACAACAAACAGCGGAGAUAACGGCACCAGUAUUGCUAACUGGCUCCAAAAACGGCUCCAAAAACCUUCCUGCGGGCGAUUAAUUCAGUUAAAUUAGAGCAACAUCUGUAGACGCUCUUUAGAUCGGAUCUGAGCUGAACAGUGGCCGCUGUUAGGCUAGUAAUCAGCAACCAGCUAGUUAGCUAGCUAACAUAACUAGCUUAGUGCAUUGGUUUAUUUUGACAGAUUCGACCAUCUACAGUAAAGUAGGUUAGUUAGCAUAGUUAGAUAGUCAGCUUUACAGUGGCGAAGACUGAGACUAUUAGCUUAACUAGCUAGCCAACGCUAUAGCUGUGAGUAAUUACUGUAUAACUACGCUAGCUAGUUAGCUAGUUAGGUUAACUAACUAUCUACAGCGUUAAAGCGCUAUAGCUAGGUUAGCUGCUGUAGCUGUAGGCCAGUUUCUCCUCGGGUAAAUUUAGUUGUCCAGGUUAGUUAGCUAAGCUAAGCUAGGUUAGUUAGUUAGAUGUGUAGAGAUGCUGGGCUCUGCUCAGUCGAGGCGCAGAGGAGCUCAGGACUUUGCUGCCUGCUAUGAUUCAGCUUGUGCUGCUCAAGGCUCGGCUCCAGUGCCCGCAGUCAAGUCCAGCUUAAGUCAAGGAGUUUUGGACUUUAAUGGAGAUGUUAUCAGUCUCUCAGACUGGACGCCUAUACUCUCAUCUCUGGUCAUAAACAAGCAUUUACACACUGUGACCAUCAGGAGCUCCUAUCUCAGCACACUGGGAUCACAGGCUUCUUCCAGCAAGGCUACCAGCAGAAAGAAGACCCCAGCGAUCCAUUCCAAGAGUAUGACCCUUCAGCUCUGCAAAGCUGUGCAGAGAUGCUUGUGUGCUUCACCCAGUCUAAAGACCCUCCAGCUUCAUGGGCUUCCGUUAAGAGAGAAAGACCUCAACAUACUCACAAAGGGUUUGUCUAAAAGUGCCUCCUUAGAGCACCUGUCUUUGGCACGCUGCCCUAUUGCAGAUGAUGGGCUUGAAGUUAUCUGUCAGAGUGUUAAGUACUCCUCGACAAUCAGGACUGUGGAUUUUACAUCUUGUAAUAUUACCUGGCAGGGUGCGGCGCACAUGGCAAACAUAAUCAAGCAUCAAGCAGUGAGGCGUCAUGGCACAGCAUGGGCGGAGUCUCUACGGUACAGAAAGGCAGAGUUUGAGGCGAUGAGUGGGCUACGCAGAAUCACACUUAAUGACAAUAUCCUAAUCGGGGACAGAGGAGUGGCAGCGAUUGCUGAGGAACUGGCAGAGGACUUGUGGGUCAAAGCGGUGGACCUUCAGCGUUGUGGGAUCUCUAAUGAAGGAGCUAAAGUCCUUGAGAAGAUGUUACAAUCUAACUCUACUCUCUGUGUUCUGGACAUCAGGAGGAAUCCACUAGUAGGUUUGCCUGGCACCUGUGUGGCAUUUGGCCCCGCCCAAGAUCGGUAUCGGCGAGCGGCCGAUCGAGAUAAGGGGUUGGUGAAGGCUGUAAUUAAGAAGGUGCUCAUGAACACGAAAGGCCAGGAUGCACAGUAUCUUUGGCUGAAGCCUCCAGCUAAGGAUGCACAUAACCAUUCAGGACAGAUGAUAAGGAGAAACACAGGAAGGGCUUCCUUUAGAGCUGGAUCUCGCCGGACUUCAUCAGUUACGUAUGGAUGGAGGCAACCUCGGCCUGGAUCCACUGGUUAUAUCCCGUGGCGCACAGCAGCACGAGCCACACUUCAGAGGGGUCUUCCACAUGGUGCAAUUACAGCAGAUCAGAGUUUUCAGAAUGCCUCCACUAUCCGAGUCACUCUGGAGUCAGAGAGCGAAUCAGAGUCUGAGGAAAGAGAAGAUGUGUUGCCAAGUGUGUGUGCACAGAGUCCUCAAGGAAAUAUAACCAGCAGGCAGUUCAGGCAUCUGCAGGCAGAAUUCAAGUGCCUAGAGGUGGAGCUGCAGGAAUGCAAACUCAGACUUGCGGAGGAGAGAAAUACAAUACUGAAAGCUAAUUCUCGCUUGGUUGAGCUGGAGUUGGAGAAUAGUCGUCUGCGCAGUCUGAAUCAGUCACUGUCUGAAGCCCAUAUCAGCCACUCUGUUCUGGAAGAUGAGCAUGUGCUGGACAGCAUUGAAUCUUCUUUUCAGAAGUUCCAUGCCUUUCUUGACCUUCUCAAAGAUGCUGGGCUUGGCCAGUUGGCAUCCAUGGCUGGUAUUGAGCAGUCAGACUUUGGUUGUCCUCAGCUCUCCUCCACACAGCAAAGGGGCCAGAGAGACCAGGGCGAUGUGCAGAGACAGGAUGAUGUUGCUAAAACAGACAACCCUGAAACAGCAUCAAGACUUCAGAUGAGCAGACCCUGCUCUAGAACUUCUGCUGCCUCCAAGCAUUCUCCUCAUGUUCAGUCACCACAGGAGCUUCCCUUCAACCCACCCAUUCACUCCAGCACCCCUCCUGCUCCACUGAGCCAACCUGAGGUUGCACAGCAGCAAUGGAGUUUCUCCCCACCCCAAACUAGUAUUCACAGAUUUUCUGGUUCUGAGAAAAGUCGGGACAGUGGAGGUUCCAAGGGAGGUUCAGGGAGUUCAGCAAGUAGCAUACACACAAGCAUACACAGCAGCAGAGUCUCCAAUUCUUACAGAGACGACUUCUCUGACGGGAGGGUUUCUCCUGCUCUGAGCUCCAGAUCUUCAACUGUCUCAAACGUUGAGAACCAGAGGAGUGCCACUGGGUUUGCUGGAUUAUAGAGCCCAGCUCCAUUUGUAAAAUGCAUUUAGACUGUGAGCUUCAAUGCUAAGUGCCAUUGUUUACUGAUGAUCGCAGUUUUUAAAGAAAUAAGAAAUGUCAGAAAAACUUAUUUUUCGCAAUAUAAGGCUUACCAUUUUAUAAGGCGCACUAUCAAUUAACUAUUUUCUGGUCGAUUUCCAUACAUAAGGCGCAUUUAAACAGACUCUAUGGAACUUCUAAUUUAGCAGGUCAGGUAAAGCUAAGCUAAGUAAACAAAACUGUAACAAAAAUACUUUCUUUUAAAGUGAAACGAGUGCUGGAUGUUCACCUAUACAGAUUUCUCUCCUGAAAACUGUUUAUUAGGCUGAGUAUAGUGCUUUCGUUUACAGUAGGCUUAGAUUCCCCAAUUUCUCCAGCAAUAAGGCUGCUAAGAAGCAUUAGCAGCGAGCCACUAGCAGUUAGCGGCUACUGCCACCCAGGAACACUACACUGAGUCACCCUAAGUGCUCCAGUAAGCCAGGGCAAUAUUAGCUAGUGGUUCGUCCCACGUAGCUUGUUUUAACACAGUAAACACGCAGACCACAGUCCGAUAUACUUACCUCUGAAUGACAAACGUUGUAGCGCAGUUAGCGGCUAAUGCUAAUGCUGCUCCAGGUACAGUCCGAUAAUACUCACCUAUGAAUGGGGAAAUAGCGGCUAGCAGCUAAUGCUAAUACUACUCCAGCCUCGGUGCUGGAGAACUAAACUGAAACUCCUGUAAUACACUGUACUUCAGCGGAGUGGCUUUACUGCUCCUUACAACCUGACUGGUAAAAUUUAUACAUAAGACACACGGAUUAAAAGGCGCACUGACCAUUUUUGUGGAGAAUUAAAGGAGAUUUUAAGUGCGCUUUAUAGUGCAAAAAAAAUAUGCUAGUUCUGUUGGCUAUGCUGCUGUGUGCAAUUUUAGAAGGAGUCUUCUGUUGAGCAGAUGUAUGUCUUUAGACAUCUUUUAGUUGAUGUUUAAUAGUAUGGCAAGUCUUUUUGGUCUUAAAUGCCACCAGUAAUACAAAUGUAAAAUUUAUCUGUUUAAUUCUCAUAUUUAGGGUUUCUGUAAUGCAACCAAAUUUUCUCCCCAAUUUAGCUUAGCCAGUCAAUGUACCCACCCACUACGACCUCCACUUAUCACUUAAAAUGUUUCUAUGGCUGGGAGGGUCUGAACAAGUGCAUGCCUCCUCUGAUACACAUGAUGUCAUCUACCACAUCUUUUUUAACUGUUUCCAAUGCAGCAUUACUAGGCAUUCAACUCUGAAUGCUUUACAGAAAGCACUCUGAUGCAUUUUAACCACAGACCCCUGUAUCGGCCACCAUCACAAUGGUGGUGAUGAUGAGGAGGAGGAGGAGGAGGAGGAGGAGGAGAGAGGGACCACCAUCUACUAACCCAGAGAGAGCCGGGUCAAUUGUGCUCACUUAGGUACCUGUAGAAACCUGUAAAGGAUAUUUUUAUAGUCAUAUUGACAAGAUCACAUAUCUUUAAUUUCAUAUUGGCAAGGCAUAUCUAUAAAUUAAAUCUCUUCGAUUUUCAUUUGCACUAGUAAAUUGUUUUUUCGUGUGCCAUUUUGGGCUAAAACUGUUUGCCAAACAAGUGUUAAUUGUACUAAUUGAAAAGCCAUUUUAAAAGCCAUUUUUUCAGUCUACACUUUUAACUGUGUAAAAAAGCAGACUGAACGUGUUUGAAAUGUAAUUUACAUUUUCUGUAUAACAGAUUUUAAACGCAGGGUUUGUUUUAUUUAUUUUUUUAUUGCUGUUUUUUAAGUGUGAAAAAAAAUCGGUCACCCAGUUUGUAUCCUUUAUUAACUUUUCAUAGACUGUGAAAAUGAAUUUCUUGUGAAUAAAUGGAUAACAGAUACAAUAUGUUGCUUGCUUUCUUAAUUGAACAACAUUUACAUUGUAAGAAAUGUCCACAGAUUUAAAAAAAAAUGAUUCAAUCAGAGAGGCUUGGUGUAAAAUGAGGCUUUGAAAGAAAAUAACAGACUUGUUUUUUUACUCAAUCUUUUGGGUGACUUCAGUACUAAUUUACAAUGAAUGGAAAAAUAUAAGAAAAAAAAACAUUGAAUAACAAGGUGUGUCCAAACUUUUUACUAGUACUGUAUGCCAAUCUAGUACCUGUAUCCUCUUCCACAGACAUGCUUUUACACAUUACAGUGUGCGGCGUGUGGUUUUGCAUUGUCUGGUUGAAAAAUGUGUGGAUGUCCAAAUAAAAGAUGUUGUUCUUGGUCAA